AUGAGUCAUUAGAACGCAAAAAACUUAAGAGAUUUACUUAUAAAAUAAUAACUUAAUAGUAAAAUUAAAUUUAAAGGGGAACCUGUUAAUAAAAUUCAACUAAAUAUCAAAUAAUCAGGUAAUUGGGAUAAAAAAGUAGAUAUAACCUAAUGCUAUUGUAAUUAAAAGAACUGCAAUAUUUGUGGAAAGAAACGAGUUGUAAUUAAUGCUUCACCUUUACUUAAAGUAAAGGUAAGUACAAAAAAUCAAGUCUGCGAACCUGAUAGUAAAAGAGAGUUCAAAGUCACUAGCUCAGUUUCAGCACAUCAAUCCCCUAAUCGUGAAAAACAAUAUCAAAUGCAAUAAACUUUUUUAUAAAAACAAAUUUAGAGUCAUCUGCAACAACUCUAAGAAUCACGUCCUUAAUCAAGAUAAAUACCUAAAGACAAUAAACCAUAAUUUUAUCAAAACAUGGACAAUUUUUUAAAUAAUUACUAUCAAAAAAGCAAUUUAAGCAGCUCUUAGUUAUAUUAAAAUAGUUUUAGUGUGAAAUCAAAGGUAAUUCCAAAAAGAAUAGAAUCCAAAAGUCAUGUCCUAAGUAAUACUCAAACUUCAUUUAAAUUGAAAUUAAAUUAAUAAGGUCCCAAAUUUUCAGUUGUAUCAUAUUGAAUUUAAAUUAGAUAAUCAAUUCUGGAUUGGUAGAAUCAGCUCCAAAUUCUCCUAAAAAUAAUGAAAAUUCAAAUAAAGGCAAAAUGACUCCUAAUGAUUCAAUUACAAAAAGCAAUGUGAAUUAAAACGAAACUAAAUUAAGUGAUAUCCGACGAAAGUCUACAGGUGAGAUUUCAGAAAAAACUUAAGUAUUAAGUUAGAAGAUAGAAGAACAAGUAAAUAGAGUGCAUUUUAAAUUUCUGUAUGUAAUUGGAAAAGGGGGAUUUGGAAGAGUUUGGAGAGUAGAAAUGAAAAGGAAUAAAAAAUUGUAUGCACUUAAAGAAAUGUCAAAGGCUAAAGUAAUCUAAAAAAGAAGUGUUAAUUCGGUUUUAAAUGAGAAAUACUUAUUAGAACAUCUACAUCAUCCUUUUUUAGUUAAUAUGUGGUAUGCAUUUUAAGAUAGGGAAAAUCUGUUUUUGAUUAUAGAUUUAUUGACUGGAGGAGAUCUUAGAUUUCAUUUAGGAAAAAUGAGAAGAUUUAGUGAAGCUCAAACUAGUAAACAUUGCUUUUAUUAUUAUAGAAUUUUUUGUGGCUUGCAUAUUGUUGGCAUUAACUUAUUUACAUUAGAAUGGGAUUAUCCAUAGAGAUUUGAAACCUGAAAACUUGGUAUUAGAUGAAGAUGGAUAUAUGCGAUUAACAGACUUAGGCAUAGCUAGAAUGAAUAGAGGAAAUAAUGCUGGAGAUACAUCAGGAACACCUGGAUACAUGGCACCUGAGGUAAUGUGUAGAAUGGAUCAUUCAGUUGUGGUUGAUUAUUAUGCACUAGGAGUCAUAACAUAUGAAUUGAUGCUCGGAAGAAGACCUUACAAUGGUAGAACUAGAUAAGAUAUCAGAGAACAAAUUCUAGCGAAGUAAGUUCAGGUUAAAAGGGAAGAGUUGCCAUUAGGUUGGAGUGAGAGUGCCCUUGAUUUUGUAAAUUAGGUAUAUCUUGAUUGAUUAUAUUGUUAGCUAAUAUUGAGAAAGCCAGAAAGAAGACUUGGGAGUAAUGGGAUUGAAGAGAUCUUACAUCAUUCUUGGUUGAAAGGGUAUCCUUGGGAUGAUUUAUUAAAAAAGAAAGUUUAAGCUCUUUAUGUUCCAGGGGUAUUGAAGUUGAUCGAAUGUUUAGGCUGUUGAUGAUAAUUUCGAUUUUCAGAAUUAAAUAUCAGAAGAGACUUAAUUAAAUGAAGAACAGUAGAUGGAGAAUCAGGGACUGUUAAGGAGGGAUACUGUGUAAUGUAUGAAAAUUUGUAAGUUGUAGCUUUGUUUGAUGGAUAUAGUUUUGAUGUUGAGUUAAAAAACAUUUAACAUUAGUAAACGUAAAAGAAUUAAACUUAAAGGAAAUCACAACCUGUUUCUCCAGAGAAAAGAGCAUGA
This is a messenger RNA of Paramecium octaurelia, 2040 nucleotides long. The record is from the annotation of a GenBank genome assembly. Lineage: Eukaryota; Ciliophora; Oligohymenophorea; Peniculida; Parameciidae.